This is a messenger RNA of Podarcis lilfordi (Lilford's wall lizard), 10260 nucleotides long. The record is from the annotation of a GenBank genome assembly. Lineage: Eukaryota; Metazoa; Chordata; Lepidosauria; Squamata; Lacertidae.
GAGGGGGGGGUCUCCAUGCAGAGCCCCAGAAGAGAAGCUGGCCGGUUGAAGGGGAGAAAGAGGUGCAGCAUAUUUGGGCGUGGGAGGAGGGUGAAGGACUUGCUUUUCCUCCCCCUUAAUCAACAAACUGGGCAGCUGGGAGGGGAGGGGAGGAAGGAUUUGGGGAGGGGGGUGAGAGGCAAGUAGGAUCCGUUUAGUGGGGGGGGGGAUCCAGGCAAUCCGGCUGCAAAAUAGAGCCCUCCUCCCCCAACAGGGUUUGCAUUACAAGAUCCUUCUUGAAGCAGAGAGAUCAAGCCAACAUCCCUAGGGGAUAGGAGGGGGCGAGGUGGGGGGCUGCCUGAGAUGAAUCCGCCCUCAUGCAACCUAACUGCAAAUAGGCUUGCAGCCCCAUCCUGUGCAAGCUUACUCAGAAGUCAGUCCUACUCCAUUCAAAGGGGUUGCAGCCCCAUUCCACCUAGUGAUGCUCUGCUGAACAGCCUGCAUCUCCCCUCUCACCACUGCCCCCUCCUGCCCGCCCACCCCUCCAUUGCUCCUUCCAGGCUCUGCCUCAGUGGGCUCCUGGUAGAACCGGCUGCCCAUGGCGGAGAUCGGGAGGGCAAGUGGGCGAGGGAGUCUGCUUUGGUGCAGGGGAAACAGCUGGAGAACAGAGACAAUCCUUUUGAUUCGGAGAGCGGGAGCAGAUCUUGAAGUAUGGGGGGGGUGAGAGAGAGGGACAAUGUUAAGGGAAAUCGGCCUCUGGAGCUUCCCUAGUAAGAAAGAGGCUGAUGUGAGAAGGAGGCAAAUGGAAACAAUAAUUUGCCUAUUGAGAAGGGGAAGCGAAUAGGCUGGCCUCAACCAGAGCCAGGGCUUUUUUGGCCGUGGCCCCGAUCUGGUGGAAGGCUCUGUCACAAGAGACUAGGGCCCUGCGGAACUUGAUAUAUUUCCGCAGGGCCUGCAAGACAGAGCUGUUCCACCAGGCCUUUGGAGAAGGCACAGUCUGACCCCCUCCUUCUGUAAUCCUCACAGAACUCUUGUCCAAUGGUUGCCAUGAAUUUGAUUUUGAUUUGAUUUUGAAUUGAUUUUUAAAUGAAUUGAUUUUAGAAUGUUGUGUUACUUUUAUUGUUGUUAGCCGCUAUGAGCCUGGCUUCGGCUGGGGAGGGCGGGAUAUAAAUAAAUUAUUAUUAUUAUUAUUAUUAUUAUUAUUAAUCUCCCACCCUUAAUAAAUCUGUCUUUCUCCAUUGCUCACAUCAAAGACCUGCUCCCUGCUUUGACGUGCAUCUUGGCAACAGGUGAGGGAGUCCCAGAAGUGGCAGCGCAAUGGCCUCCAAGACCCCCUCUUGGUCUCUUCUCAGAGGUGGAGAGGAAAGAGGAGCCAGGCAGCUUCCUCAGGUAGGGAAAGAGCAACGGGAGCAGGGAGGAGGGAAGAGGCACAGAUGGGACCACCCAGCCUCCCUCUGUGUUGAGUGGGGAUGAUGGGGAUCUAAGAGAAGCUCUGUUUUCUUCCUCUUCUUCUUCUUCCAGGCCCUCUUGACCUUUGAGGAGGUGGCUGUGUUUUUCACGGAGGAGGAGUGGGCUCUGCUGGAUCCUGGCCAAAGAGCUCUGCACAAGGAAGUCAUGGAGGAGAAUUAUGAGAUGGUGGCCUCUUUAGGUGAGGGCACAUUUUUAUUCCUCUUGGCUGUUAGACGUUGGAGGUGUGAAUCUCCUGUUUGAGCCAUUUAUUCAUGCCAUGUAGGAACAAGCAGUAGCCAUCGAUAGACCUCUCCUACUCAAUGCAUUUGUCUCAUAUUCUUUUCAAGCCACCCAAGUUUGUGGCCAUCACUGCCCCCUGUGGGAAAUUUCCCUAGUUUAACUAUGCACUGUGUGAGGAAGGACCUUCUUUCAUCUGUCCUCAACCUUCCAACAUUCUGUCAUGUGACAAAGACGCAUGAGGGCAGAAGCAGCAAAGCAGGCUGGGAAGUGCAAUCAUUUGGGCCUACUAAAGUUAUUCAGGCCUAACUGCUAACUGCUGAGUCACUCCGACAUGUGACUCAUUCUCCUCCUUAUAAGUAGCAGCCAUUUUCUCCCUGUGUUCUCUGUAAGAUUUCAGUCAGAGUCAAUCUGCCUCAGUUGUGAGCAGAGUCAAUAUGUAAUUUCAGUCAAACUGUUUGGAACCAUGUUGUUUAUGUAGAAGUUUAUUUUAACUCAGUAAAGCUCUUAUUCUUUCACUUAAAAACUCUGCAUUAUUAAUUUACGCUGCGCGUCACAUUCGGCAUAAAGGAGUCGCUCCAUCCCCAUUUUAAAUAAAAUUAUUAUUAUUAUUUUUAAAUGAUAUUUAUUGAGAAUUUUAAAGUUACAAAGAAAAAAGAAAGAAAAAACAAGAGAAAGAGAGAAAGAAAGAAAAAGGUAGAUAAAAGUAACAAUUAAACAAAAAAAUCAAUAAAAACCAAAGUCAAAAAGAAAAAAACAAAACACACAAUGCAUCAAAAUCAAAAAGCAAAAAUAAACAAAAAUUUAAAAACAAAUCCAAUAUUCCCAAAUUCUUAACUUUCAUUAACUUAUUUCAUCGACCUCCUCACACCUCCCUUUUUGUAUUCUAGCUGUUAAUUAUCUCAGCAAAUCCUUUCCAUCUUUCACAAUAUUCUGUCAUUAAAUUACCUUAAUCUAUUUUAACCUUAUCUUACCAUAAAAACCCUAAAACUUAAAACUUAAAUCUUAUUUAUACCAAAUUCUUUUAACAAUAACAUAUUCUUACUUAACAUUUCUGCUAAAGCCAAAUAAUUUCAUUCCAACAUUUUUCUAAUACUCAUUAAUUUUACGAUACUUUUCUAAAUAAAUUUUUAAAACUUUCUUCCAAUCUUCAUCCAUCGUCUCUUCUUCCUGGUCUCGGGUUUUGUCAGUCCUUUCUAUCCCAUCCAUCUAGUCCAUCAACCUGGUGACCUUAUAUCCGAGGCUCUUAAGUCUUUUCCAUGUCCCUUCCGCAGGUCUUCUUCAUGUUUAUACCUGUACUUUACUUUGUCUUCUGCUCCUUUCACUCGUGGAGACUCCAGCUUGACAAUAUUUUUCUCCUUUCUCGACAAGUCAGCCCCUUUUCCAUAGUCAACACUGAAAUCCAUGUGGUAUUUAAAGGCAUGUUUCAAAGUCCCUCCAAAGUUAAGGACCCCCACAACUCUGAACUCCCCCCGGCCCAAAGCCAGACUUGAAAGGUCAAAACUUCCCUGCAUAGGGGGAUCCAUCCAGCCCCCCAUCUCCAAGCCAAACAGAACUCCAUCUCUCCAAAUCUGACUUUUUCCAGGUUCAUUCGUCAAAUCCAACAACUCAUGUUCCUGCUGGGCCACAGCUCCCUCCAUCUCUGCCACCUGAGGUCCAGCAACAACCUCCUCCCUCAUCUGAUCUGUCAAAGCACAUUCCUGGAUUAAUUCCUGAGUGGGUUCUAUAUAGGUACCCAUUGCCUGUCCAAAAUUUCCGAUCGCAACAGUCAUCAAAUCCAUCUUCUCAUGUAACUGUUCCAAUAAAGCACUUGUCUUGCAAAAGGCAAGCACCAAAGCCUCUGAGCACAUUCUUGUUCAAGGUCGAAGUCUGGUCCCACGAUCUUUAAUCUCUACAGCUGCAAAGCUCCCCAGUUCGACUUUAAUAACAGUUUCACAAGCUCCCUCUAGGGGAAACAAUUUCUAUUUGUAUCCAUCUUUUUUUUUCUUUUCUUUUUUAUAUGAUAUUUAUUAAAAUUUCAGAAGAAAAAGAUCACAUUAAUAAGAAACUUAACAAUAAAAAGGAAAAAUACAAAAUACAAAAAAGAAAAAGCAGUUAAAAACAAUUCCAUCUUUUCAUCACUUCUUUUACAUUUACUUGUUUCCCGGACCUCCUCAUACCUCCCUCUUUUGUAUUCUAAUUCAAUUUGUUAGUCCAGCGAUUCCUUUCCCUCCUUUUUAAUCCUGAUCUUUAAUCUUGAUAUAUUAUAACAUUAAUUUUUUAGAUAUUAAAAACCAAUUUUUCCUUAUUCUUUUAUACCAUUACCGCAUGAAACCACUUAACUUCAAUCCGUCAUCAUUCUAACAUUCAUUAAUUUUACAAUAUUUCUGUAAGUAAUCUUUAAAUUUCUUCCAAUCUUCUUCCACCGACUCUUCUCCCUGGUCUCGGAUUCUGCCAGUCAUUUCCGCCAAUUCCAUAUAGUCCAUCAUUUUCAUCUGCCAUUCCUCCAGUGUGGGUAGAUCUUGUGUCUUCCAAUGUUUUGCAAUAAGUAUUCUUGCUGCUGUUGUAGCAUACAUAAAGAAAGUUCUAUCCUUCUUUAACACUGAUUGGCCGACAUCUUUUUUUUUUUUAAAGCAGAUCUAGCAACAAAGUUUUCCUUUUUCAGAUAUUUUGUCGAUAUUUUGUUCCUUUUAAAUGCGAAAGGGAACAAUGGAAUCAAUAUGUUUCUCUUCUUUUAACUAUCUGUCAAAAACGUUUGUCCAUAGUCAAUGAACUUCCCCAAAACGUCUGUCCUGACACCCCGCUCCCAGGUUCAAGACGGUGGAAAAUUACCUUUCUUUACUCUCUCUUCUGCAGGUUUAAACAGUCUAAAAAAGGUUUCCCCCUCUUCUCCUGCUUCCAAGGGGGGUUCAGUAAUUUUAAAUGAUGAAAAUUUAAUCCUUUACAAACGACUUUCUAAACUCUAGCUUGCCAUGUCUUUGCUUCAAUCUAUCUACAAAAGCGGAAAGCGGACUUCCUGUUUAGACCUUCCCGCUUUUGGUGCCUAAUUAAGAAAUUUCAUAGUCCAAUUUUCUGUUCUACUCACGGGCAGUUGUUUGAAAUCCAAUUGUCCACAGGAAAAGUCAGCACUCUCCGGCAACAGCAAUGCGGCUUCACUCCGUGAAAGAAGCAGUCGAUUCAAAGCACCGCGCCACUCACCCCACGUCGCUCCGGAUCCCCAAAACAGGGUUUCCCCGCGAGUAGGGGAGGCGCAAAGGGUGCCAGCCGAAUCCCACGUCCACAGGCUUCUCCCGCCUGUGGUUUUUGAUGGGUCUCUGCCUCGCCGUGGUGGUUCAGACCCUGUUUUCCACGGAGGGGAUUCCUCCCGAUCGGAGGAAAUCCGCCAUUGCCAGAAAGUCCCCCCCCCCAUUUUAAAUAAAAUUACAGUGGAAGGAAAAGAAAUAGAAAAUCUGAAAGAAAUCAGGGGAUGAUUUGUGAAUUUUUAUAGACAGCAAAUUUUUUCAGCAGGGGGCCAGUCCACUGCCCCUCAGACCUUGCGGGGGGCCGGACUAUACUUUGGGGGGAAAUGAACAAAUUCCUAUGUUCCACAAAUAACCCAGAGAUGCAUUUUAAAUAAAAGGACACAUUUUACUCAUGUAAAAACAUACUGAUUCCCGGACCGUCCGUGGGCCGGAUUUAGAAGGCGAUUGGGCUGGAUCCGGCCCCCAGGCCUUAGUUUGCCUACCCAUGGCUUAGAAUCAUAAGAGUUAGAAGGGAUCCCACAGGUCAUCUAGUCCAGGGACAGAUGUCAAAUUAACCAGCCUGUCACUUCCAUUCCCUUUUUCUAAAAAUAAAAUGAAAAAUUAUUCCAUUGGCUACUUUCCAAUCCUCAGAUAUGUCCAAGGGACAAAUUACAUACCGAAUAUAAGCCGCACUCGCAAAUAAGCCGCACGUUUAAAAUUCAUGGGGUGGGGAGGAAAAAAGACAAUACCCAAAUAUAAGCCGCUCCCUUAAAAUUCAGCAGGCACUCACACACGUUCCGUUUUACCGUAUGUCUGUUUCAGCUGCAUUAUCGCCAUUUUUUGUAAGAUUGCAAAUUUAAGCCGCACUUUAACUUUUCACUGUCGGAGUGGGGGGGGGAGUGCGGCUUAUAUUCGGGCCAAUAUAAGCUCCUGAAAAAGGCUAACUACAGUGGUACCUCUAGUCAUAGCUGUCAAGUGUCCCUUAUUUGAAGGGACAGUCCCUUAUUCCAGCGCCAUGUCCCGCUGCUGUCCCUUAUUAAUAGAUGUCCCUUGAAUGUCCCUUAAAUGAUGUCCCUUAAAUUUCAAAGGAAGCAGCUCCUCUCCCUCCCUCCGUGCCGGCCAGGGAGGAGGGAGGCUCCAACUGUGUUGCUUGGCUGUGUUGAACACCCAAUAAGAAGUCUAAGAAUGACUGGGGGGUGGAGCUUGCAUGUCUUGUGUGUGGCUAGUUAAUGCAAGCUGAGGGGUUUUUUGAAUGCUGGAUGCCAUUUUGUUGCACGUGCUGCUGCAAACUUUGCAGUGCAAAGCCAGGCCGGGGAGACAUCUUAAGUUGAGGCUGCAUAGGCCUUGAAUAGAUUCUAUUCAGUUGAACCUCUGGUUACAAAGUUGGUUGGACAGUGUUCUCGAAGCUACCAGCAUGAGUUUGACCAGACUGCAGGAGGACAGGAAGACUGGAGUGCCUGGAACAGGUGAGGCUGCAGGUCCCUUAUUUUGGCUGCUGGUCCCUUAUUUUCAAGGCUGCUGGUCCCUUAUUUUCAAAUCUGUAAGUUGACAGCUAUGCCUCUAGUUAUGAACUUAAUUCGUUCCAGAGGUCCGUUCUUAACCUGAAACUGUUCUUAACUAGAGGCGUGCUUUCGCUAAUGGGGCCUCUUGCUGCCGCUGCACCGCCAGCACAUGAUUUCCGUUCUUAUCCUGGGGCAAAUUUCUCAACUUGAGGUAACUCUUCCAGGUUAGUGGAGUUUGUAACCUGAAGCAUUUGUAACCUGAGGGGUUUGUAACUCGCGGUACCACUGUAGUUUAUUAUUGUUAUUUUUUUCAACACACUUUUAAGAGUACAGUCAUACCUUGGGUUACAGACGCUUCAGGUUGUGCGUUUUCGGGUGACGGACGCGCCAAAACCAGGAAGUACCGGAAAGGGUUACUUCUGGGUUUUGGCACUCACGCAUGCGCUAAAUCACACUUUGCGCAUGCGCAGAAGCGCCAAAUCGCAACCCGUGUGUGCGCAGAUGGGUUGUGAACACUGUGGGUUGUGAACGUGCCUCCCGCAUGGAUCACGUUCGCAACCCGAGAGUCCACUGUACCUGUUUCCCUGGAGUUUCUUACUUUAGUUUAGCAUGGGUCAGUGACAAAUUUUCAAGUGAAGUAUCUGGUCCGGAUAUGUGAUCCCUUUUCAUUGGAUCAUUGAAAUGUAGAGUUGGAAGGGACCCCAAAGGUCAUCUAACCCAACCCCCUGCAAUGCAAGAAUCUCAACUCAAGCAUCCAUGACAGAUGGCCACUCAACCUCUGCUUAAGAACAUGCAAGGAAAUAGAGUCCAUAACCUCCAGAGAGAGACUGUUCCAUUGUCGAACAGCUCUUACCAUCAGAAAGCUCUUCCUGAUGUUUAGUCGGAAUGAUAUUAUUAUUAUUUUGUAUCUUGGAUUUGAGGUCAUAGGUAUACGCAUUGAUUUGAAAUGGCUUUAUAUUUUGUGGCCCAAAGUAACUAAUAUUGUCUCUUUCCCUGAAAGAAUCAGACCUCAACUCCUGUUGGGAAGAAAGACAAGAUCCAUUUCUCCAGAAUCCCAAAGAAGGGGAGAUAUCAGCAGGUAGGUGCUUAGUUGAGACUGUAGGAUAUUCAGAAGCUAACUUCAGAUGUAGCUGAGGAGGGAGAGAAGUAGGGAGACAUGCUUGAAAAUGGUAAAAUCAGAGAAGCUGAGAACUGGGCCUGACCUACAAUGAGAGUCUCUGCUUUACCUUGCAAUUUGAAUGGCAUUUUCUUUUCUGCCUCAAAACAGGUAAUGGGCAGAAGAGUGAGAAAUAUGAUGAGCCAUUCAUGGUGUCUGUAGAAAACAUGGAGCAUGAAGCACAGAAAGAGACCUUUGUAAAUCAACAAUCAACCAAAAAGUAUGUAGGAAAUACGUGGGAGAACUGGAAAAAUAACUCCCUUACUACUCAGGAUAUUGGUGUCCAUGUAUCCCUGAAUCCACAGGAAGAAUGCUCAGGAAGUAGCAGUGUAGAGUGUGGAAAGAGCUUCAGUCAGAGUGGAAGCGUUAGUUUACAUCAAGGAACCCAAACAGGGGAGAAAAUGUUUAAAUGCACGGAGUGUGGAAAGAGCUUAAGCAGUGCUGGUAACCUUGUCAAGCAUAAAAAAACCCACACAGGGGAGAAACCGUUCAAAUGCAUGGAGUGUGGAAAGAGUUUCAGCCAGAGCGGAAACCUUAUUGCACAUCAAAGAACCCACACAGGGGAGAAACCAUUUAAAUGUAUGGUGUGUGGAAAGUGUUUCAGUCUUAAUCACCAUCUUACAUUACAUCAAAGAACCCAUACUGGGGAGAAACCACAUACAUCCACGGAGUGUGGAAAGAGCUUCUGUUCGAGUAGUGUCCUUAUUGUGCAUCAAAGAACCCACACCGGGGAAAAUCGAUCUAAACCUAUGUUGUGUGAAAAGAGUUUCAGUCUCAAUCACCAUCUUACUUUACAUCAGAGAUCCCACACUGGGGAGAAACUGCAUAAAUGCAGGGAGUGUGGAAAGAGCUUCAGUCAUAGGAGUAACCUUAGUUUACAUGAAAGAACCCACACUGGGGAGAAACCAUUUGAAUGUAUGGUAUGUGGAAAGAGCUUCAGCCAGAGUGGAAACCUUACUGCCCAUCAAAGAACCCACACAGCAGAGAAACCAUUUCAAUGUAUGGUGUGUGGGAAGAGUUUCACUUUUAGUCACUCUCUUACUUUACAUCAAAGAACCCACACUGGGGAGAAACCGUUUGAAUGCAUGGAGUGUGGAAAGAGCUUUAAUUGUAGGAGUGCACUUACUGUACAUCAAAGAACACACACUGGGGAGAAACCGUAUGAAUGCAUGGAGUGUGGAAAGACCUUUCGUCGUAGGAGUAACCUUACUUUCCAUCAAAGAGCCCACACCGGGGAGAAACCAUUCAAAUGUAUGGAGUGUGGAAAGAGCUUCAGACAUAGCGGAAGCCUUACUGCACAUCAAAGGACCCACACUGGGGAGAAACCAUUUCAAUGUAUGGAGUGUGGAAAGAGUUUUAGUCUCAAUUAUUAUCUUACUUUACAUCAAAGAACCCACACUGGGGAGAAACCAUUUUUAUGCAUGAAGUGUGGAAAGAGCUUCACUUGUAGGAGUGCGCUUACUGUACAUCAGAGAACCCACACUGGGGAGAAACCGUUUGAAUGCAUGGAGUGUGGAAAGGGCUUCACUUGUAGGAGUGGACUGACUGUGCAUCAAAGAGCCCACACAGGGGAAAAACCAUUUCAAUGCCUCGAGUGUGGAAAGAGCUUCCGUCGUCGGAAUAACCUUACUUUACAUCAAAGAACCCAUACAGGGGAGAAACCAUUUAAAUGUAUGGAGUGUGGAAAGAGCUUCAGCCAGAGUGGAAACCUUGCAACACAUCAAAGAACCCACAUAGCAGAGAAUGGAGCAUGAGAAGAGCUGCAAUGUACUAUGAUGUAAGGUUUUCUUCCUGCUUGGUGAGAAAAAACCGUCAACAGUGAAGCCUAAUGGAACCGAACUGCCAAAAGUACAAUGUAUGGCAGCGCAGCUAUGUUUCAUCUUAGAGUUAUGCAAAGUAAUCAAUACACAUUCAUAGCCGCCAUAAUUGAUUAUAAGGGGGAAAGAAGAAAUUCCUAGCACUGCUAUGUUAAGUGCCUGAGGCAGUAUCCUCACUCUGCCUAAUGUUUGGGCUGGCCCUGUUUGAAAUUUGGAAUGGGGCACAGAUUUGGUGUAAAUCCAAGUGGUGGAAAAGGAGAUAAGACAAAGCGUAGCUCCUUGGUCAGAGGUGUGGCUAAAGACACUGUUCUACUGCCAUCACCCUUUCCUUUAAGGAAAAUGGUCACGUAUCUCCGGUAUCACAAGGCGACUACAAGCAACGAUCGAUUGACUUGCAUUUGAUAUGAGCAUCGUGCAUCGUGACAAGCCGGAAGGGGGCAGAUUGGGGAGGGGGCAGGCUUAUGAGUGCUUCACCAUCAUACGCCAAUUGCGGGUGGCUUGUAUUUGGGGUCUUCUGGUGGCUUAGGAUGUCUACUUGGGAAAUGUGAUAUAUUUGACUUUGACUCUACAUGUUGAAAAAGAGCCACAGGCCACUCCCUCCAAAGAGAAGGGGGGGCAGGACCUUAAAACCUGAGCUGCCCUAGCAGCUUUAAUCCCACCCCUUUUCAUGACGGGGUCCACAGUGCAUCUUCCAUACCAGCGAGAGACUGGCCAUUUGCUGUGUUAUGCAUUAGUACACUAGAAAUACUAUACUGCUUGUGAAUAGGCUAUGCUUAGUCCAGAUAAAGAGCUACAGCAGUCUGCUUUGUUUUGUAAUCUUUAACCUGGGGUGGUGGUGUUUUUUUGUUUUGUUUUUUCGCUUUUGGGCCUCCUACCUUUUAUUCUAAAUAAAGUUUCACAAUCUGACCAGCUCUUCAGAC